AUGGCAUCCUGUGCUGAGCCCUCUGCUGCAGACCCUGAGCCCACUGCUCCGCCACCUGCUGGGGUCCCACCACUUGAGGACUUCGAGGUGCUGGACGGCGUGGAAGAUGCUGAGGGCGAGGAGGAGGAAGAAGAGGAGGACCUGAGUGAGCUGCCGCCACUUGAGGAUGUAGGGCAGCCUCCACUGGAGGAGGCUGAGCAGCCCGGGGCCCUGGCCCGAGAGUUCCUGGCCGCCAUGGAGCCCGAGCCUGAACCCGCCCCGGCCCCCGACGAGUGGCUGGACAUCCUGGGGAAUGGGCUGCUGAGGAAGAAGACGCUGGUCCCAGGCCCACCGGGCUCCAGCCGCCCGACCAAGGGCCAGGUGGUCACGGUCCAGCUGCAGACCUCUCUGGAGAACGGCACACGGGUGCAGGAGGAGCCGGAGCUGACGUUCACCCUGGGCGACUGUGACGUCAUCCAGGCCCUGGAUCUCAGUGUCCCGCUCAUGGACGUGGGGGAGACGGCCAUGGUCACCGCUGACUCCAAGUACUGCUACGGCCCCCAGGGCAGCAGGAGCCCAUACAUCCCCCCGCACGCGGCCCUGUGCCUGGAGGUGACUCUGAAGACGGCUGUGGACGGGCCUGACCUGGAGAUGCUCACGGGGCAGGAGCGUGUGGCCCUGGCCAACCGGAAGCGGGAGUGUGGCAACGCUCACUAUCAGCGGGCCGACUUCGUGCUGGCCGCCAACUCCUAUGACCUCGCCAUCAAGGCCAUCACUUCCAGCGCCAAAGUGGACAUGACGUUCGAGGAGGAGGAGCAGCUCUUGCAGCUGAAGGUGAAGUGUCUGAACAACCUGGCGGCCUCGCAGCUGAAGCUGGAUCACUACCGCGCGGCACUGCGCUCCUGCAGCCUUGUGCUGGAGCACCAGCCUGACAACAUCAAGGCUCUCUUCCGCAAGGGCAAGGUGCUGGCCCAACAAGGCGAGUAUAGUGAGGCCAUCCCCAUCUUGAGGGCAGCCCUGAAGCUGGAACCUUCCAACAAGACGAUCCAUGCAGAGCUCUCGAAGCUGGUGAAGAAGCACGCGGCCCAGAGGAGCACGGAGACCGCCCUGUACCGGAAGAUGCUGGGCAACCCCAGCCGGCUGCCUGCCAAGUGUCCUGGCAAGGGUGCCUGGUCCAUCCCGUGGAAGUGGCUGUUUGGGGCAACUGCUGUCGCCUUGGGGGGCGUGGCGCUCUCUGUGGUCAUCGCUGCCAGGAACUGA
This is a messenger RNA of Rangifer tarandus platyrhynchus (Svalbard reindeer), 1239 nucleotides long. The record is from the annotation of a GenBank genome assembly. NCBI's taxonomy places the organism in Eukaryota, Metazoa, Chordata, Mammalia, Artiodactyla, Cervidae.